CUAUCCCCCGCUGUCUAAUCGGCGGCGGGUGUUUAUAAAAACACAAGUCGGCUGGGCUAAAAUUGCCAAGUAAAGCUCAAUUAUGGCUGAUCCACGCAUCAGGCAAUUGGUUAUAAAAACGGGUGUAGUGAAGCGUUUGACCAAGGAGAAGACCGUGUAUGAGAAGGAGGUGCACAUUGAAAGGGCACGCCUGGAAAAGUUCAGGAAUGAUGGCGCUGAUGAGCAUGUCCUGCGAAAGCAGGAGGAGGUCAUCGAGGAGUGUCAAAUGAUGUUGCCCGAUUCAAAGAGACGAUUGCAGAAGGAGUUUGAGGUUCUGGAGAAGUACUUGCAGGACGAGAAAGAUCUCAACGAAACGGAUGCGUAUACAAAAGCAGCCGAGGUGCUUAAAGACGCCAAAGCCGCGCUGGGCUAAACAUUGUCAAUGAACAAUUCCAUAAGCAAUAUACGUUCCCUGUUUUACUGUCAAUGACUUCCUUUUCAUUAUCAUAAUGAAUCUAUUUAAUGAAUUACAAAUAAACAGCACAUGACUCAUUUAUCAGUGUGCUAAAAUGUUUUA
Molecule: messenger RNA, 556 nt
Organism: Scaptodrosophila lebanonensis
Lineage: Eukaryota; Metazoa; Arthropoda; Insecta; Diptera; Drosophilidae
Gene: Tbca
Product: tubulin-specific chaperone A
Exons: 3
Coding region: 83-412 (109 amino acids)
Biological process (GO): post-chaperonin tubulin folding pathway; tubulin complex assembly
Cellular component (GO): microtubule cytoskeleton; cytosol
Molecular function (GO): beta-tubulin binding
Source: RefSeq, a predicted model, not a curated record